AUGCCUCACCCCGUCUCUCCCCCGUCCCUCCCGACGGCCAUCUCCAAGGCUGCCCCUCCCCCACCAUCCCAGCAAGAUGUUACGGCCUUUCUCGACACCAUCUUCACCGCGCAGUCCUCCAACGCCUGCAUCGAGGCUUGCUAUGCGCUCUGUGAACUUCUUCUCAACUCGGUCGGUGUUGUUGGCCUCAACCACUAUGGUAUCGCCGCCGAGUUGAAAAAGGCCGCCAACGACAAGAAGAGCGGCAUGCGCCGCGAGUCUAGCCAGAAUCUUCUCGGCGCCAUCUUCGAACGAUUCCCUUCCCGACAGCCCAUAAGCGAAGUGGUUCUGCUCAACCCAGCCGACGGCCUGGUCGCCUGUGCCCUGGAUGCUCUUGCCGACAAGGGUGCCGUUGUCCGUGAGGCUGCCCAGUAUGGCCUUGACGCACUUUUCAAUUCCCUGAGCGCCGAGAGCCUCCUCUCAGGCCUUCUUCCCGUAUUGACAACCUACCUCUCCAAGAGGACUGGUAAGUGGCAGGGCACCGUCGGCGCCUACAAGUUCAUACAGAAGAUGGCCGACAAGUCCAAAUUUGUUGUCGGCACCACCAAGGAGGAAGCCGCCGAGAAGGAUGUUCUCCGCGAAGCCAUGGGCGCCAAGCUCGCUUCCCUCAUCCCCAUCGUCGAAGAGGGCAUGCAUGACCUCAAGGCCGAGGUCGAGAAACAGGCUGUCCAGACCAUGAACUCCCUCACCGGCCUUCUCUCCAACGACGACGUUGCGCCUCGCAUUCCCCUCCUUGUCGACACCAUGCAGCACCCUUCGGCCCAGACGCUGCAGAAGGCCAUUCACGCCCUUUCUCAGACUACCUUUGUUGCCAUUGUCACAUCGCCCGUUCUUGCGCUGCUGACUCCCUUCCUCGAGCGGUCGCUUAACAGUCCCAACACUGCCCAGGAAGUUCUGCGCCAGACUGUCGUCAUUGUAGAGAAUUUGACCAAGCUCGUCCACGAUCCUAUUGAGGCCCGUACUUUCCUUCCCAAGCUGACUCCUGGUGUCAAGCGUGUGUGCGACCGCGCCGCUCUCCCUGAAGUUCGUGAGAUUGCUGAGCGCGCUCUUAAUACCAUGAAGACGGCCAUGGGUGAGGACGGCGACAUUAUUGCCCGCACCACACCUGAAGAUGUCGCCAAGGUCCUUGAUGCAGAGAUUCAAAAGCAUAGCGGCCUCGCCGGCCAACUCGAUCUUUACAAGCUGGCUCAGCCUUAUCUGUGUGGCAUGGUUGCAACCAACGUCAACUUCCGUUUUGUUACUCGCAUUGCUGCUCGCAUCACGCCUUAUCUGCACAACCUGGUUCAGGACCCUGAAGCUCCUGCUGCCAUCGGUGAUGCUAUCCAGAAGUUCUACCUUGAGGAGGACCAACGCCGCUUCGGCGCACCCGAAAAGGAAGACGACGGCGAGGUCGAGAUUGUCAAUGCCGAUUUCUCUCUGGCCUAUGGUGGUAUGCUGCUGCUAUCUCACACCAACCUGAGACUUCUCAAGGGCCACCGUUAUGGUCUCUGUGGUCGCAACGGCGCUGGUAAAUCUACCCUCAUGAGAAGCAUUGCCAAUGGAAAGCUUGAGGGCUUCCCUCCUCAGGACGUCCUGCGCACCUGUUACGUUGAGCAUAAUCAGGGUGAGGAUGCCGAUAUCAGUAUUCUGGAUUUUGUAGCCAAAGACCCCGAAAUUGGACCUCAGGGUCUCGAGCGCAUCUCCGAAGUCUUGGAAGAGGUCGGAUUCACAGCUGGCCCUGAAGGUCGCCAGAGCCACAAGGUUGGCUCGCUCUCGGGAGGUUGGAAGAUGAAGCUCGCCCUGGCCCGCGCCAUGCUGCAAAAGGCCGACGUGCUACUGCUUGACGAACCUACUAACCACUUGGAUGUCACAAAUAUUGCCUGGCUAGAAAACUACCUCAAGUCGCACCCGGAUAUCACCAGCUUGAUUGUCUCUCACGACUCUGGCUUCCUCGACAACGUCACGACUGAUAUCUACCACUACGAGCCAAACAAGAAGCUGGCCUGCUACAAGGGCAACCUGUCCAAGUUUGUUGAGAUCAAGCCCGAGGCCAAGAGCUACUACACGCUUUCUGCUAGCAACGUCCAGUUCAAGUUCCCGCCUCCGGGCAUGUUGACUGGCGUUAAGUCGCAAACUCGCGCCAUCAUCCGCAUGAGCAACGUCUCCUAUGCCUAUCCCGGCUCCCCCAAACCUUCCCUUUCAGAGGUAUCUUGCCAGCUGACGCUUUCUUCCCGCGUUGCCAUCAUCGGUCCCAAUGGUGCCGGCAAGUCGACCCUCAUCAAGCUGCUUACCGGAGAAGCCGUCCCCAACACUGGCAGGGUCGAGAAGCACCCAAACCUUCGCAUCGGCUACAUCAAGCAGCACGCUCUUGAGCACGUGGAGAUGCAUUUGGAAAAGACUCCCAACCAAUACCUUCAGUGGCGUUACCAGCACGGUGACGACCGCGAGGUCCACAUGAAGCAAACUCGUGUCCUUUCAGACGCCGACCGCGCCCAGCUGGACAAGUGGGUAGACCUAGACGGCACAUCCGCGCGACAGAUCGAGGCUCUUGUCGGUCGCCAGAAGUACAAGAAGACGUUCCAGUAUGAGGUCAAGUGGCGCGGCCUGAUGCCAAAGUACAACUCGCAAGUAUCCCGCGAGACGCUCGUCGAGCUCGGCUUCGACAAGCUCAUGCAGGAGUUUGACGACCACGAGGCGUCUCGCGAGGGUCUGGGCUACCGCGAGCUGCAGCCCUCGGUCAUCUCCAAGCACUUUGAGGAUCUCGGCCUGGACCCCGAAAUCGCCAACCACAACGAGAUUGGUUCGCUGUCGGGCGGUCAAAAGGUCAAGGUCGUCAUUGCCGGCGCCAUGUGGAACAACCCGCAUCUGCUGGUCCUCGACGAGCCGACCAACUUUUUGGACCGCGACUCGCUCGGCGGCCUCGCCGUCGCCAUUCGCGAGUUCAAGGGCGGCGUCAUCCUCAUCUCGCAUAACGAGGAGUUUGUCGGCGCCCUGUGCUCGGAGCAAUGGCACGUCCGUGACGGCAAGGUCGCCCUGCGCGGCACCGCCGCCAUCAGCCUCGACCGGUUCGAGGACAGCAGCAACCCGGCCAGCGGCGCCGCCAGUGCCGUGCCCUCCACCGUCGCUUCCACGGCUGCCAACUCGGUCGUCUCCUCCGCCGUCAACUCGGGCGACGAGGACAAUUCGGACAUGAAGUUCAAGGCCAAGAAGAAGCGCAAGGUCACCAAGAAGGAGCUCAAGGAGCGUGAGGUCCGCCGCCGCCUGCGCCACAUUGAAUGGCUCAACAGCCCCAAGGGCACCCCUCAUCCUGUCGACACCGACGAAGACGAGUAA
Messenger RNA from Cordyceps militaris CM01, 3351 nucleotides. Its product is annotated as elongation factor 3. The transcript has a single exon. Lineage: Eukaryota; Fungi; Ascomycota; Sordariomycetes; Hypocreales; Cordycipitaceae. Gene Ontology annotation, molecular function: ATP binding; ATP hydrolysis activity. The coding region runs from base 1 to 3351 and encodes 1116 amino acids. The record is from RefSeq and is a predicted model, not a curated record.